Messenger RNA from Erythranthe guttata (spotted monkey flower), 3564 nucleotides. RefSeq names its product disease resistance protein RGA2. Lineage: Eukaryota; Viridiplantae; Streptophyta; Magnoliopsida; Lamiales; Phrymaceae. Gene Ontology annotation, molecular function: ADP binding. The record is from RefSeq and is a predicted model, not a curated record.
AUGGCUGGAAAAGCUGUGCUAGGAGCUGCCAUAAAAGUUCUACUUCAAAAUCUGAUCUCAAUUUUGAGGGAGCAAAUUAGCUUCUUUGGAGAUUUCAAUGAAGACUUGAAAAGGCUAAAAGUCUCCAUCUCGACGAUACAGAGUUUCUUGAACGAUGCGGAGAAGAAGCAAUUCACCGAUGAAACUGUCGAACGCUGGUUAAGGAAUCUCAAACGUGUGGCUUUUGAUGCCGGUAAUGUCUUGGAUGAGCUCAACUAUCAACUUCUCUCCAAGAAACUUCAUACCGAUAACACAACAAAGACAAAGGUACGAGGCUUCUUCCCACACAAUAUUCAUCGUCUAGAAAUGGCACGUAAAGUCAACGAUAUCAUUAAGAAUUUUGAAGAGAUCAACGACGAGGCACGCAAAUACGGCCUUCAAAACGCUUUGGAUGCAGAUGUAAAUGCUCGUUUUGACGGAAUAGGCCCAUCUGCAGGUCUAGAAAUUGAUUCGUUCAGUAUUGAUACGAUUUUUCUUGCAAGAGAAAACGACGUGUCUGAAAUAGUGAAGAUGAUGACUACUCUUCCGAAUGAUCAAGUACUCUCUAUCCUUCCUAUUUUCGGGAUCGGUGGGCUCGGAAAGUCAACGGUAGCAAGACAAGUAUUUAAUCAUGAAAAGAUAAAGACUCAUUUUGCUAAGUGUAUUUGGGUGCAUGUUUCUGAAAAUUUUGAUGACACAAUACUUUUCAAGAAGAUUCUUAUAUCGUUAACAGAAACAAAUGCCGAAUUUAGAAAUAAACAAACUCUUCUUGAAACUCUUCAAAGAGAUUUGGGAACUGCAAGAUUUCUACUUGUCCUCGACGAUGUUUGGAACGACAGUAAAGAAAAAUGGGAUGAAUUUAUUAUCGCCUUGAUUAGAAUUUGUUCUGCUACAGGAAAUGGUAUCAUUGUUACUACGCGACGCGAAAGUGUUGCUUCACUGGUCACAACACUUCCUAUUUACAUACUAAAUAAUUUGUCAGAAGACGAGUGUUGGUCAAUAAUCAAAUCAAAAGUUGUUGGAGAAGGUAAUAUUCCAUCAGAAUUUGAGACAAUUGGAGUAUGCAUUGCGAAAAGAUGUCGUGGUUUGCCAUUGGCAGCCAAUGUGGUCGGCGGAUUGUUGCGUGGUAAGUCGAUUGAUGAUUGGCUCUUUGUUGAAAAGAAUUGGGUCUCGGAUAUAGGAGAUGAAAAAUCUGUCUCCAAUAUUUUGAAACUAAGUUUUGAUCAUUUAUCGUCACCGUCGCUCAAAAUGUGCUUUGCGUAUUGUUCGAUAUUUCCUAAAGGAUUUAACUUUGAAAGGGAAAAAUUGGUUGAACUUUGGAUGGCAGAAGGAUUUCUUGGAGGAAAUGAUGAUAUGGAGAUUGUGGGCUACGAAUUCUUUAAUCUUCUCUUACAAAACGCUUUGUUGUUACAAUUUGUACUGACAAAAGUCUAUCACAAUAUAAUGUAUUAUAACAUGCACAGUAUUGUGCAUGAUCUUGCAUCCUCUAUUUUAAAUUUAAUCGACCAAGCUCGGUACAUAGGGAUGCAAUCUAUUAGUGGUGAAUCGCGUGUUAUGCCAAAAGAACAAGCAAGUUGUCUUCGUACAUUACUGUUCACUGGUAAAAUAUGUGAUCUCAUAUUCUCAGAGUUCAAAUCGUUGCACGUUUUAAUUCUGAAUCCGGGUGAUGGUGUUUCGAAUGUUGUUGAAGAGUUGCCAAGUUCCAUUAGAGAGCUAGUACAUUUGAGAUGUCUCGACGUUUCAGGCAGAAGAAUUAUGUGUUUGCCAGACUCUAUUGGUGAACUCUAUCACUUGCAGACGUUAAGAACGUAUGCUUAUUUGAAGAAGCUACCGAAUACGUUGAAGGACUUGAUUAGUUUGAGACAUCUCCACAUUCGUCGUGGGAUAAAAUUGCCUCCAGAGAUGGGAAGAUUAACUUCUCUUCGAACACUACAGUACUUUGGAGUGGGCGAUGAAAAGGGUCGUAGAAUUGGUGAGCUCGGAAGCUUGAAGAAUCUGAAAGGGGAACUGGAGAUUUAUAAUCUUGAAAUGGUCCGCGACAAAGAAGAGUCUCUUAGAGCACAUUUAUUUCAGAAGCCAAACAUAGUCAAGUUAAAGCUCGAGUGGGGUUUUGAAAAUAGAGAAGGUGAAAAUAAUGAUGAGAAUGUUCUGGAAGGCCUCCAACCCAACCCAAAUUUAAAGAGCUUAUGCAUUCGUCGAUUUGGAGGAAGACGUUUGCCAUCAUGGUGUUCAAAAAUGUCGGGGCUUAAUAAUUUGACGGAGAUAACAAUUGAAGGUUGCACAGAAUGUGAACAAGUUCCAACGCUAGGGCACUUGCCACAUCUCAAGAAUCUUUAUCUAAUUAGCUUGGAGAAUGUAGAAUCCAUAGGUUUGUCAUUCUAUGGAAUCGACAAAUACGGUAGCACAUCUAGUAAUACAUGUGUUACCGUAUUUCCGGCACUUGAAAGGCUCGAGUUGUUCAAUAUGUCGAAGUUGACAGAGUGGUUAGAAGCAGAGCUAACACCGAAUGCAACCGAGAAUCGACGACCAUCUGAUCGAGUGGUGGUAUUUCCUUGCCUUGAGCACUUGAUGGUUAAAGAUUGCAAACAAUUGACGAGUGCUCCAAGUCAUUUUCCAUGGCUUAAAGAAUUGGAGAUUUCUCAAAUGCACAAUGGGUUACCUCUCGUGAGUAUAUGUGGGGUCGAAUUAUUCUCGCUUACGAGACUCCGAAUCGAUUCAAUUGAUGGAUUGGUGUGCCUCCCGGAUUGGCUAUUCCGUAACAAUCGAAAUCUAAUGUGGUUGCAGAUAACCCAUUGUUCGAGACUGAGAGAAUUACCUAACGAUCUAUACAGCCUCGUCGCUCUUGAGAUAUUGAGUAUCGAGUAUUGUCACAAUUUGAAGACAAUAACACAUCCGCACGAAUCAAAUAGCGCGCAAUUAUUAGGUUUGACGUGCCUUCGCGAAUUGAGUAUUAGGGGAUGCCGCGAGCUAACCAAUUUGCCAAGUGAAAUGAUGGAUUCGUGUGCGUCGUCCCUCGAGAAGUUGCAAUUGUUUGAAUUGAGCAAGAUGAAUAUGGAAAUGCUGAUCGGGAGCUUGCAGAAAAUGUCUCGUCUCACCGACUUGACAAUUGAUCAGUAUAACUCACAUUCGUCAGUUGUCGAUGCCAUCUUGAAAGCAUCACCAAAAUCUCUUCGGAAAUUAGACUUGUACGGAACACAUUAUUCUCAAUACCUACCGAAUCAACUUCAACAUCUCACUACUCUUUCUGAGUUAUGUUUAUGGGAUUUCGGAGAGAUGGAAGAAUUGCUCGAAUGGUUUGGGAACAACGGCAACAACUUGUGCUCGUCUCUACAAAAGUUGACUCUAUGCUACUUCAAGAAGUUGCGCCGCUUGCCGUCUAAGGAAGCAAUGCUACGUCUUUCCAAAUUAAGAUAUUUAUACAUUUACGAUUGUCCGAUGUUAAAUCUGAAAAGAAUACGAGACGGAGAUGAUUCUGAGUGGCCCAAGAUUUCGCAUAUCCCCUACGUCUCAAUGAAUGGAAUUCGAAUUCCGACUAAUGCCCACUAA